Fopius arisanus is the source of this 1662-nucleotide messenger RNA. RefSeq names its product hikaru genki (gene hig). The record is from RefSeq and is a predicted model, not a curated record. The transcript has 9 exons. Lineage: Eukaryota; Metazoa; Arthropoda; Insecta; Hymenoptera; Braconidae. Bases 271 to 1638 code for a protein of 455 amino acids.
CCAACCGAGGCUCAGUUUCGCAACGUAUGUCAAUGAGUUCGGGGGACAAUUGGAAGUGAAAAUAAACCAGGAUGUAGUUGUUUAGCAUCUGCUGUAGAAUUUUGUCAACAGUGUCCGAGCGUCUCGGGGUAGUUGUGGUUUUUUUUUUAAAUAAUCAUUACAUAAAUCAUCAAAGUGGCACAAUUAUCGGAGAUAUUUGGCCCAGGAUGACACAGAAUUUCAAUAUUAUCUGGCUUGUCAUCUUGCUCAGCCCAAAUUUGAGGAUCUGCCAUGCCGGGAAAGGUGAGUCGAGAUGUGGACAAGGAACCUCCCCGUGAGUGCAAACUCGAGGGUCUUCAUCCCCUCCUCAUUAUGACUUACAAAAAUGUAACCAUAUCCGUAAGUAAAAAGGCGGACAAGAUCACAAUUCCACAUGGAGAACGAGUUACAGUGAGAUGUCGAGAGCUGGGGCGAUACAAACUCGUUGGUGAUCCACUCCUGGUGUGCAGAAAUGGGGGGUGGAAUGGAAAAUCUCCAUCCUGCAUCCCUACAACAUCCAUUUCAAAUUACUCGGAUAAUGUUCCACCGACGAUUCUGUUCGGCCUACCCAGAGGAUCAGCGGCUAUCGAGCCCUCGGGUGCCCUCGCUGUCUUCCCAGGAAGUAUUUUACAUCUAGAGUGUUUAUUUGCCCGACGCAUGGGCAAUCCAGAAUGGACAUGGAACUCAACAUUUCGUCAAUACCUCACAGGCUGGGCCAUCGCACCAUCCGAGAAAGAUUGGAAGUACAGGCUGUCGAUAUAUUACGUUAAAAAUCAGGACUCGGGGGUAUAUACCUGCUCCACACCCAAGGGCCUGAGUAAUUCCAUCAGAAUCCACGUCGUAGAUACCCACUGUCCCACUCUGAUACCAACACCAGCCCCACUGUCCAGCAAGAUUCAGGGUGCUAGGAUGGGCCAGAGGGCUGAGUUUGAGUGUCCAAAUGGGUACAAACUGGUUGGCUCGAAAGUACUCAAUUGCCAGUACAACGGAAGAUGGUCUAGUGAGGUGCCACGCUGUGAGCUCAUACUGUGUCCAGAGAUUGUCCUGCCUAAUGCAAAACUUCAGAUGUUGGAGCACAAUAACAGCGUCAGUGGUAAUGCUGUGUUCACCUGUCUGUGGGGUAACUUGCUGCUCGGAUCCCAGACUAUAUCCUGCGGUGAGGAUGGCACGUGGAAUGCUACUGUACCAGUAUGCUCGCAGAUAAAGUGCCCUCUUCCCCCUGUACCCAAAAAUGGAAUUAUUCUGGAAACGGAGAGAAGUCCGCCAGUGGCACAAAAACGAUUUACCAAAGCCAAUAAAGCCAGGAAGGUUGGAUCAUUGUUGAGAUUUGCCUGUCUGCCUGGCCAUCAAUUAAUCGGGGAGGGAUCAAUUAUUUGUACCGAGAAUGGCACUUGGUCUCAUGAACCUCCACUAUGUGAAGUCAGGUGUCCAUACCCGGGCGAUCCACCCCACGGAAAAAUUGCUCCACUGAAAUUCUGGUACAAACCCGGCGAUACGAUUCAAGUGACGUGUUCCCUGGGUUACGUAACACCACUGGAGCCGGAGAGAAAACCAACAUGCAGAGAGAACGGAAUCUGGAGUGGACCACCACCGCCCUGCACCUCCUACAGAGACGUUUGAAUGCCCCACGUUCAUCGCAACACC